AUGUUUGUCCGCAUCGACGCGUGGCGCGUUGUUCCUGAGAGCGAACUAUUUUGCGAGAGCGCGGAAGCCUCGCGCGACGAGCCGGAUCUGCUUUCUGUGUGUGUUGGGUGAAUGGAGGCGCAGCUCUUCCUGGUGAACAAACAACUAUAGGGCAGCCUAGCGAUACCCGCUUCCCAGAACGGCCACACACACCUUCUCCUUCUACCCCCAAAAAUGGCUGCUGAGCGUAAACACAUCGCGCAGCUCAAAUCCGAACUGUACUUCUUAAUAGCCCGGUUUUUAGAAGCUGGACCUUGUCAGGACGCGGCAGAGACCUUGAUACGGGAGGUUCAAGAGAAGGAGCUGUUACCCAAAAGGAUUGACUGGACUGGCAAAGAACACCCAGGGAGUUACGAAAAUUUGGUCAAAUUGUAUAGGCACAUUUCUCCAGAUCACCUGUUGCAGGUGUGUGAGCGAGUGAGUCCUCUUUUAGAGAGAGAAGUGCCAGCCAGCGUACCUGGAGUUAACUCACUACUGGGAGCUGGACGCCAGUCAGUGCUACGAACAAACAAGAGUUGUAAGCACGUGGUAUGGAAGGGGUCUGCCCUCGCAGCCCUGCACUGUGGCAGGCCGCCCGAGCCGCCAGUCAUCUUUGGAAGCCCGCCCAAUAUUGUGGAAACAAUAUACAGUCGGAAGCUGAAUGGCUCAUAUCGGAUGGGUCAGUUGGUUCCUACUGCUGUUUACCAACAUAUGAAGAUGCACAAGAGAAUUCUGGGACACCUGUCAUCUGUAUACUGUGUCACCUUCGACCGCACCGGUCACCGCAUCUUCACAGGUUCGGACGACUGUUUGGUGAAGAUCUGGUCCACGGAUGAGGGGCGUUUGCUGGCGACACUGAGAGGUCAUGCGGCAGAGAUUUCAGACAUGGCUGUGAAUUAUGAGAACACCCUGCUGGCAGCUGGCAGCUGUGAUAAAAUGAUCAGAGUGUGGUGCCUACAGACCUGCGCCCCGCUGGCAGUACUGGAGGGCCACACGGCAUCCAUCACGUCACUACAGUUUUCUCCUCUGUGCAGUGGAAAUAAGAGGUUCCUGUCCUCCACUGGAGCUGACGGCACCAUCUGUUUCUGGCAGUGGGACGCACGCACGCUCAAAUUCGGGCAGCGACCCAGCAAAUUCAUCGAGCGGCCCAGACCAGGCGUGCAGAUGAUCUGUUCCUCUUUUAGUGCAGGUGGGAUGUUCCUCGCGACAGGCAGCACUGAUCACAUCAUUAGGGUUUAUUACUUUGGAGAGGGACAACCAGAGAAGAUAUCUGAGCUGGAGUCUCACACUGACAAAGUCGACAGCAUCCAGUUCUCCCAUGGUGGCGAUCGGUUUGUGAGUGGCAGUAGAGACGGCACAGCGCGGAUAUGGCAGCUGCAGCAGCAGGACUGGAGGAGCAUUCUCCUGGACAUGGCCACUAAGCUACCUGGCAAGUACAACCCUCCACCUUUAGAGGACAAAGUCACCAAACUGAAGGUGACUAUGGUGGCCUGGGAUUGCAAUGACAACACAGUCAUUACCGCUGCGAACAACUUGACAUUGAAAGUGUGGAACUCAUACACAGGGAACCUUAUUCAUGUACUGAUGGGCCAUGAGGACGAGGUGUUUGUGUUAGAGCCACAUCCAUUUGAUUCCAGAGUGCUUUUCUCUGCUGGGCACGACGGAAACGCCAUCGUCUGGGAUCUGGCAAGAGGAGUCAAAAUACGCUCAUACUUUAACAUGAUCGAGGGUCAGGGCCAUGGUGCGGUCUUUGACUGUAAGUGCUCUCCAGAUGGGCAGCACUUCGCUUGCACGGACUCCCACGGUCACCUGCUGAUCUUUGGGUUCGGCUCUAGCAGCAGAUACGACAAGAUAGCAGAUCAGAUGUUCUUCCACACUGAUUAUCGGCCACUUAUCCGUGAUGCCCAUAACUUUGUGCUGGACGAACAGACCCAGCAGGCACCUCACCUCAUGCCGCCACCAUUCCUGGUGGAUGUGGAUGGGAAUCCUCACCCUCCACGCUACCAGAGACUGGUUCCUGGCAGAGAGAACUGCAGAGAGGAACAGCUCAUACCCCAGAUGGGGCUCACGUCAUCAGGGCUGAAUCAGGUGGUUAGUCAGCAGGCUGCAGAAGGCUCUAGUCCUCUUGAUGGUAUUAUCCAGAGACUACAGCAAGAGCAGGACCAGAGACUAGGAUCUGACAACAGAGCCAGCAGAGGAUCUGUCAGUUCUCCCACAGAGGUCUCUUCUCCACCUAACGUGGGUCUGAGACGCAGUGGACAGAUCGAAGGCGUUCGCCAGAUGCACAGUAACGCUCCACGCAGUGAGAUUGCCACCGAAAGAGACCUGGUGGCAUGGAGUCGAAGGGUCCUCGUUCCUGAACUAUCACCAGCUAUAGCUUGUAAGCAGGAGAUUUGGCGUGCAGCUAAAGGAGAAGAGGAAAUCAACAUCUACAGGUCAGAAAGGAGGAGACGCAGCGUGCACAGCCAGUACCACAGAGAAAACCGGCAUGCUACAGAAAAUUCUGUGGAGGAGGGGCGGCGUCACCAGGGUAACCAGCAUAACUACCAUACACGACUGGCCGUGGAGGAAACGAGUCGUCAGAGUGAACCCAACGAGGAAGAACACAGUGCUUCUGAGGGAGAAAACGAAGCAAGACCUCCAAGCAGAGAAUCAUCAGAUGAGGAGAGAGAGGAAAAAGAACCCUGGCCUGAUGAUAACAGCAGCUCCAGUGAUUACUCCAGCGAUUACUCAGACUGGACAGCAGAUGCUGGAAUAAACCUGGAACCGCCCAAGAAGACCAGCGUGAAGAAAAAGAAGAAGAAUGCCAGCAGCUCGGAAGAAGAUGGAGAGAAGAAAAAAGACUCCAGGAAGGAGAGGAGGAAGGAAAAGCAGGACAAAGAUGGAGCACUACCAAAGAAGAAGAAGCCAAAGGAGAAACGGAAGAGGAUACCUGAACUGCAGAACCAGGGUUUGACAUUAGAGGAAUGGCUGCCCUCUGCCUGGAUCACUGACACCAUGCCACGGAGAUGCCCCUUCACCCCACAGAUGGGCGAUGAGGUAUAUUAUUUCCAUCAAGGCCAUGAAGCUUAUGUGGAGAUGGCCAAAAAAAACAAGAUCUUCAGUAUAAAUCCUAAAAAACAGCCCUGGAACAAGUUAGAGCUCAGGGAGCAGGAGCUGUUGAAGAUAGUGGGCAUCAAGUAUGAGGUGGGUUUGCCUACUCUGUGCUGUCUGAAGCUGGCCUUCCUGGACCCAGACACUGGCAAACUGACGGGCGGCUCUUUCUCUGUGAAAUACCACGACAUGCCUGAUGUCAUCGACUUCCUGGUACUUCGGCAGCAGUUUGAUAAUGCAAGACAGAGGAACUGGAUGAUAGGUGAUCGUUUCCGUGCGGUGAUAGAUGAUGCCUGGUGGUUUGGGACGAUUGAGAGUCAGGAGCCUUACCAGGCUGAAUAUCCAGACUCUCUGUUCCAGUGCUACAACGUCUGCUGGGAUAAUGGAGAUACAGAAAAGAUGAGCCCAUGGGACAUGGAGGAGAUUCCCAAUGAAGCAGCAUUUCCUGACGAGUUAGGUCUGAGUGUGCCUCUAACUGAGGAGGAGCAGAAAGCCUUAUUGUACAAACCCCUAGAAGGAGAGUGGGGCUCACGCACACGUGACCAAGAGUGUGAGCGCAUCAUCAGAGGCAUCGACCAGCUUUGCACUUUGGAUGUGGCUGCACCAUUUGAACUGCCAGUGGACUUGCAGGCAUAUCCAACAUAUUGCACCGUAGUUGCAUACGUCACAGAUCUGAGCACCAUCCGACAAAGACUGCAGAACCGUUUCUAUAGGCGAAUGUCGUCGUUGAUGUGGGAGGUACGCUACAUUGAACACAAUGCUCAAACCUUCAAUGAACCAGGCGCAUUCAUUGUCAAAACUGCCAAAUUCGUAUCUGACCUCAUGCUACAAUUUAUCAAGGACCAAAGCUGUACAGAUAUUAUUCGACUGUAUAACAGUAUGAAGAAAACGGCUUUCUCAGAUUCAAGCGAUGAUGAAGAUGAAGAUGAGGAUGAGGAUGAGGAACACGAGGCACCUUGUACAUCUAGCCUCAAUAAGAAGAGGCAGCAGCAGCAGCCUAUCCUGAGGAGUCUGCGCAGUAAACCAUCAUCAGACCCUCAGAGCUGGAAGGGGCGCUGCAGAGAGCUGCUGGAGCUCAUCUUUCAGUGUGAAGAUUCAGAGCCUUUCAGACAGCCUGUGGAUCUGGAGGAGUAUCCGGACUAUUUGGACAUUGUGGACACUCCUAUGGACUUCAGGACUGUCCUGAACCGCCUGUUAGAAGGAGAGUAUGACACUCCCAUGGAUCUUUGUAAAGAUGUGCGGCUCAUCUUCAGCAACUCCAAAGCCUAUACACCCAGCAAAAAGUCCAGGAUCUACAGCAUGAGUCUGCGAUUGUCCGCUCUGUUUGAAGAGCAUAUCAGUUCGAUCCUGACCCAUUUUAAAGCUGCUCAAAGUCUGCACAGUGAGCGAUUCACCCGUCAGCGCCUGCACACCGAGCGCUUGACCAGACAGUCUGUGAAGAGGAGGAGGAGCUCUUCACCUUCAAGCUCCGCCUCUAGUCCAGAAAGGAAGCGUCGGGUUUCAUCUCGCGCUCCUCCUCGAUCGGACAAUGCUGCUCCACCCACUCCCGCUGGACCGUCCCGGACACCUUCUUUACGGCAAACACAUCCACAGCUCAACGGCAAGGCUGAGCCUCCUGUCGUCCCCGGUCGGACACGAAGCUCGGCCCGCUUUGGAACCCAACUCACAGACGCACCUUGUACACAGUCAGCUCCUCCCCCUCCACCCAGCCACAGUAAGACAGCAGAGCCCUGCUCUAGAGUCCUGCGCACACAGAACUCUCACUCCAGAGAAACUGAGAGCUCCGCAGUUCCUCACACAAAUGAAGGCGGGGCCAGAGAGUCUCGCAGGAAACUACGGACACCUGUAAAACUCACGCCAGGUCCAGUCGAUCGCGACUCUUCUCCUCAAAACAGUUUGCAUUUGAAUGGUCAUAGUCAAGUGACUCUGGGAGUGGUACGAAGAGGCCGGGGCAGACCCAGAUUAGAUGCACAAAUACAAACACCAGUAGCGGUACCACAACCCCCACUGUCCCAGACCUCUGGAAAAAAGAAAGGGAGGAAAAGCAAGAAAGAGCUGGAUUCCUUACGAAGAAGCUCCUCCCCUGAGGAGGAGCAUAAUCUGUCUACUGGUGAUGAGGGCGGGGCUUCUUCUACAGCCCAGGACAGUAGUCUCUCAGAUUCAGGGGCAGUGACUCCAGAGUGCCCCAAACUACGAGGCAGACCACGAGUCAUCAGUACGCCAGAUACCCCAGCUCCUUCAAGCCCCAAAGCUCUCAGAAGGAGCAGUCGGCGUGGAAACGAAGAAACCACGCCCCCUAUGCCGGGCACCGCCCAAAGUGAGGAGCCAGACAUUUAUAUGGGAGAGGAUGAGAGCUCGAAAGGACAGAUGAGAACGCGUAACCAAGGCCGAAGGACUGCUUUCUAUAAUGAAGAAGACUCUGAGGAAGAUCAAAGACAGCUUUUGUUUGAGGAUGCCUCGAUUACUUUCGGCACGUCCAGCAAAGGGAGAGUCCGCAAGCUCACUGAGAAGGCCAAAGCCAACCUUAUUGGCUGGUAACAAUGCCAACUUUGCAUGUCCUAUGAGACACAACCCCUUCUCCUCGCCCCAUUGAGGAGGGGGAACCAUUCCUGCUGCUAUCAGACUGUCAUGAUUAUCUGAAUCUUUCUUUCUGACUCUCUAAAUUGAUUCUCAUGUUUUGAAUCUUUGACUCUUUUAGUGACUUCAAGAGUCACGGCCCCUUGAAAUCCCCCACCUUUUACAUUUUCUUCCACAGAAAAUCACAAAAUGCAGUUAAAUACUGAUUUUCAUAUGCACUAUUUGAAUGCCAGUGAAGAAAGGUACUUAUACAGUCUUAUGAAUCCAAAUACCUGAUUUCAUCUCUCAAGAAAGCACUUAUUUGAGGACGUUCGAGUGUGUGUGAGUGUGGUAGAGCUUGAGCUCGUUUCUUUAAACUGUUAAUUUUAUGCAUUGUUUUUACACAGUUGUUGCUGAUGGCAACAAAUCAAACACUUGUUAAAAAAAAUCUAUUUUUAACAGAUCAUUGUGUAAGUGGCUGUAAAGCUGUAGUGACGUGCAGAGAAGGACCUCAUAAAUCACAUGUUGUCUUUUUAACGUCUUUCUCUGUGAGUCAAGAUCAGUGGCAGUGGUAAUUCACGCAUGUUUUUAUAUAAUUAGCAAUACCUUGUGCCUUUUCAUACAUUCAAUACAUUUUGGCUCCUUUGUACUCCCCAGUUAGUGCAUUGAUUUAUCCAGUACAUACGUGUGUUAUUGAUCUGUUGCUGGGAUAGAGAUUAGUAAGCAGCAUAUCUACCCAUGACCACUGUGUGUGUGUGUGUGUGUGUGUGUGUGUGUGUGUGUGUGUGUGUGUGUGUGUGUGUGUGUGUGUGUGUGUGUGUGUGUGUGUGUGUGUGUGUGUGUGUGUGUGUGUGUGUGUGUGUGUGUGUGUGUGUGUGUGUGUGUGUGUGUGUGUGUGUGUGUGUGUGUGUGUGUGUGUGUGUGUGUGUGUGUGUGUGUGUGUGUGUGUGUGUGUGUGUGUGUGUGUGUGUGUGUGUGUGUGUGUGUGUGUGUGUGUGUGUGUGUGUGUGUGUGUGUGUGUGUGUGUGUGUGUGUGUGUGUGUGUGUGUGUGUGUGUGUGUGUGUGUGUGUGUGUGUGUGUGUGUGUGUGUGUGUGUGUACUUGCGUUGAGUUCAUGCAGUUGCAGAGGUGUGUAAUAGUAGUGACAUUAUCACUCCACGCCUGUUUUACCAGGCUCCCAAAAUGCACUGUGAUCCCUAAUUAGAGAGUGACUUAAAAUGCAUUGGCCACAAGAAGAGUUUGAACACUGAAAACAGAAAUAUUUGAAUGUCGUUGUAUUAGAGAAUGAAAUAUCAAAGCAGGUGGCAUCUGCAGAAUCUACAGAUUUUCACAGAAUUAACUUUUGAAAUUUCUAUUUUUUAAUAUGGCUGACAAUAUAAUGUUAAUUUGGAAAUUAUGUGAUUAGUUGAUGAAUAAUAACAUUUAAUUAUUGUUAAUUCAUGUUAGUUAUUUUGUAAUAGUUAUUUAAAUAUGAUUAUUAUGAAAAUUAAUGAACAAAUAUUUUCAGUUUUAAACUGGUUUGACUGUAUUACAAAUAGUAAUAUUGUGAAUUAUUAUUAUUAUAACAAAUUAAUAAAAAAAUAUUAAUACAUUUAACAUUUUAAUAUGUUAAUAUAUUUAAUAUAUAAUCAGUGAUUUAUUUUUAAAUAUAUUUUGUGUUGUAAUUUAUUUCCGCGAUGGCAAAAGCUGAAUUUCUCCAGUCUGAAGUGUCACUUGAUCCUUCAGAAAUCAUUGAAAUAUGCUGAUUGAUGUUGAAGAAACAUUUCUCUUGACAUUCAAUGGUGAAAACAGUUAUGUUUAAUAUUGUUACAAUUUUGAUACAUCACAAUAUGUUUUCCAGGACUGUUUAAGGAAUAGAAAGUUCAAAUAAACAGCAUUUAUUUGAAAUUAUAUCUUUUGUUACAUUAUACAUUUCUUUACUGUGACUUUUUCAAUUUAAAGCAUCCUUGUAGAAUUAAAGUAAAAAACAAACAAACAAACAAAAAAACUUUUGGAAGGUAGAAACAAUUACUUUUAUCUAUCUCAAUUCACUGAAAAAUCAUGAUCGGAUUCAUUUUGAUUAAUUCUUAAACAACAGCCCUACUUUUUUUUAACUUAACAAUAUACCCAUAAACAAAUGUUUUUUGUAAAAUUCAAUGUGCUUUAACAUUUGCUUUUUUCUAAAGUGCCUCUUAGUUUGAUAUUUGGAUAUUUCAUGCAAUGACAUUCAUACAUUUAUGGCAUUUCCUGUAUGUUCAAGUGCUUUUGAUGCCACUCUUUGAUGCUCCUUUAAACCACUAUCGACAGAAUUAUUAUUGUGUGUGUAGCGAAGUUCCAGAGAGAGCAGUUAGCCCAGAGAGCAGACCUCUUUCUCUGAAUUAGUUAACUCAUUGAAUUACUGUGGAACUGCUCGUUUCAUUAGUGGAGAGGACUUUGUUUUAGCCUGAUCACAUUGAAACACUGUUUGAUAUUUCCAGUUCUGAUGCAUCGAAUCUGCUUCAGUAGAAACCACAGGGCAGCGAAUCACAGAAGAGGCAGUGUGCAUGUCGUAUUCUGUUUUGAAUGUGCCUUGACUUUUUGUGUGUAUGUACGUGUCUGUGUGAUGUAAAACUGAAGAAUUCAUGUAUUGUAUCCCACCUUGACUCACAUAUGCAGCAUAGUCUCUUUUUGAGAGAGCCGGAUCACAUUCAGUCUGGUUUGUCGCCAUGUGAUUUUGUAGGUUCUUACAUACUAUCAGAAGUUGUGGUCUGGGUCAUCCAUUACGAUAGAGCUAAUCCAGCCCAUAGCUUUAAAACUGGUUUGAUGAACCAAAGCCUUCGAAUGAGUGUGUGAUUGUUUGAUGGGAACAUAUGUGGCUGUUUUAUAUGCAGUUAAUGCAUGUCUGAGACUCUUGAGUGUGUGAUGUCCAUUUCUGUGUGUUUAUGUACAAGCCCCAUGUUUUAUUGAGCUGGUGUUUCUAAUCUGUUGCUACAUGAAGACUGUAUUUUAUCUGAAUCACGACCCCUCUAUUACCACCAUACUGCACAGGAAGUGACAUCUCACGGGCUGAUUUACAGGUUUUAGAGCAGAGAUGCAAAGAUGGAUGCAUGUUAGUAUAUCCUCUGGUCUAUUAAAUCUGAAGGUACAGUCAUGUUUGUGGGGUCAGGGUCUUUUUUCCCCUCUCCGGUCUUAUAUCCUCAGACUGAGAGGUCUUUCUAUGUUAGUUUGUAUACUUUUAUAUAAAAAGGAAAAUGUGUAAAUAAAGACGUUAAAUAGAAUGUAUGUGUAGGGUGUACUGCUGUCACAUUAGUUCAUACUGAUAUUUUAAGGAAAUAAACAUUUGUGUUUCCACA
Messenger RNA from Carassius gibelio (silver crucian carp), 8978 nucleotides. Its product is annotated as PH-interacting protein. NCBI's taxonomy places the organism in Eukaryota, Metazoa, Chordata, Actinopteri, Cypriniformes, Cyprinidae. The record is from RefSeq and is a predicted model, not a curated record. Gene Ontology annotation, molecular function: protein binding. The coding region runs from base 214 to 5649 and encodes 1811 amino acids. The transcript has 39 exons. Gene Ontology annotation, cellular component: nucleus. Gene Ontology annotation, biological process: cytoskeleton organization; regulation of transcription by RNA polymerase II; regulation of cell shape.